This is a messenger RNA of Homarus americanus (American lobster), 543 nucleotides long. Its product is annotated as circumsporozoite protein-like. Bases 1 to 543 code for a protein of 180 amino acids. The record is from RefSeq and is a predicted model, not a curated record. The transcript has 3 exons. Lineage: Eukaryota; Metazoa; Arthropoda; Malacostraca; Decapoda; Nephropidae.
AUGUGGCUGACUCUCUGGCGCACCUUCGGCAUCGUGUUCUUCAUCGCUUUCCUGCCAGCUCCCUAUCUCUUCUCUGUCAAUAACUUCGAAAAACACGGCCACCCAGGUGCUGUUGGCUUCAGUAACGACACCACCCAGGUGCUGUUUGCUUCAGUAACGACGCCACCAAGUAACGCUAAUGUUAACGCUGACGCCAAUGUUAACGCUGACGCCAAUGUCAACGCUGACGCCAAUGUUAACGCUGACGCCAAUGUUAACGCUGACGCCAAUGUUAACGCUGACGCCAAUGUUAACGCUGACGCCAAUGUUAACGCUGACGCCAAUGUCAACACUAACGCCAAUGUUAACGCUGACGCCAAUGCCAACACUAACGCCAAUGUCAACGCUGACGGCAAUGUUAACGCUGACGCCAAUGCCAACACUAACGCCAAUGUUAACGCUGACGCCAAUGUCAACGCUGACGCCAAUGUUAACGCUGACGCCAAUGUCAACGCUGACGCCAAUGUUAACGCUGACGCCAAUGUUAACGCUGACGCGGCGUAA